Molecule: messenger RNA, 1597 nt
Organism: Diceros bicornis minor
Lineage: Eukaryota; Metazoa; Chordata; Mammalia; Perissodactyla; Rhinocerotidae
Gene: KLC3
Product: kinesin light chain 3
Exons: 13
Coding region: 62-1582 (506 amino acids)
Biological process (GO): axo-dendritic transport
Cellular component (GO): cytoplasm; membrane-bounded organelle; kinesin complex
Molecular function (GO): kinesin binding
Source: RefSeq, a predicted model, not a curated record
GCGUGCGCGGGGCGCGGCGCGGGGCCGCGGGGCCCGGAGCCGUCGGCGGUCAGGAGCAGCAAUGUCCGUGCAGGUGGCAGCCCCCGGAAGCACGGGGCUGGGCCCCGAGCGCCUGAGCCCUGAGGAGCUGGUGCGACAGACGCGACAAGUGGUGCAGGGGCUGGAGGCCCUGCGGGCAGAGCACCGCGGCCUGGCCGGGCACCUGGCUGAGGCCCUGGCAGGGCAGGGCCCGGCGGCUGGCUUGGAGCUGCUGGAAGAAAAGCAACAGGUGGUGACCCACUCGCUGGAGGCCAUCGAGCUGGGGCUGGGCGAGGCCCAGGUACUGCUGGCCCUGUCGGCACACAUGGGCGCGCUGGAGGCUGAGAAGCAGCGGCUGCGGGCACAGGCCCGGCGGCUGGCCCAGGAGAACGCGUGGCUGCGGGAGGAGCUGGAGGAGACGCAGCGGCGGCUGCGGGCCAGCGAGGAGGCCGUGGCCCAGCUGGAGGAGGAGAAGAGCCACCUCGAGUUCCUGGGGCAGCUGCGGCAGUACGACCCGCCCGCGGAGAGCCAGCAGCCCGAGUCCCCCCCUCGCCGAGACAGCCUGGCCUCCCUGUUCCCUAGUGAGGAGGAGGAGAGGAAAGGUCCUGAGGCGGCGGGGGCUGCAGCAGCUCAGCAGGGUGGCUAUGAGAUCCCGGCCCGCCUCCGGACCCUGCACAACCUCGUGAUCCAGUACGCAGGGCAGGGCCGCUACGAGGUCGCUGUGCCACUGUGCCGCCAGGCCUUAGAGGACCUGGAGCGGAGCUCAGGCCACUGCCACCCUGACGUGGCCACCAUGCUCAACAUCCUAGCGCUGGUCUACCGGGACCAGAACAAGUACAAAGAGGCCACAGACCUGCUCCACGAUGCCCUGCAGAUCCGGGAGCAGACGCUGGGCCCGGAGCACCCCGCGGUGGCUGCCACCCUCAACAACCUGGCCGUGCUCUACGGGAGGCGUGGGCGUUACCGGGAGGCGGAGCCCCUGUGCCAGCGCGCCCUGGAGAUCCGGGAGAAGGUCCUGGGCCCCGACCACCCGGACGUGGCCAAGCAGCUCAACAACCUGGCCCUGCUCUGCCAGAACCAGGGCAAGUUCGAGGCGGUGGAGCAGCACUACGCCCGGGCCCUGAGCAUUUACGAGGCCCUGGGCGGGCCCCACGACCCCAACGUGGCCAAGACCAAGAACAACCUGGCCUCAGCCUACCUGAAACAGAACAAGUACCAGCAGGCAGAAGAGCUGUACAAAGAAAUCCUCAGCAGGGAGGACCUGCCCGCCCCUCUCGGAGCCCCCAACACAGGCACAGCCGGUGACACAGAACAGGUAAAGACCCUGCAUCGGAGCAGCUCCUUCUCCAAGCUCCGAGAGUCCAUCCGACGGGGAAGCGAGAAGCUGGUCUCCCGUCUCCGAGGCGAGGGGGCGGCGGGGGCAGCCGGGAUGAAGAGAGCUGUGUCACUCAACACGCUGAGCAUGGAUGGCCCGAGGGCUGCUGGGACCCAGUUCCCCAAUCGGCACGUGAGCGAGGCCCCUCGGACACUCAGCGCCAGCACCCAGGACCUGGGCCCCCGCUAGAGUCGGCAGGACGGC